GUGCACGUAUUCUGUUCGAAAUUGAGAUAAAAAUAGAUCAGUUGCAAGGCAUCCAAGGCACGUUACAGACGAGGUGUUUCAUGAGGUGAGCAAGAAGCAAGACAAACUCACAGGUACGUCGGCAAAAAGAAACAGCAUCCUUCGAAAUGUCAAGAUUUAUGAGAUCCCGCGGGAAACAGACCGCUGUGGAAAAGAUCCAGCAGCUUUACAAAAGGCCGCACAGGCCACCGCCGCCUGUGCACUACCUCCUCUCGGCAAAGGAAGUGUCGGAAAACAGAAAGCUCUUUUCGUAUUUCGACAGGAACAGAGACGGCCUGUUGGACGAGAAAGAAUAUUUUGACCUCAUCAAUUUUGAAACAUCCAACCAAACAAGAUACUCCAACCUAGAAAACGUUUUCUCGAGCAACGACUCGAACUCGGACGGGCGGAUUUCCGAAACGGAAUUCUUAAAUUACCGAGGGAAGCUGAAGAUGUGGCAACCUAACCAGGACGACGUCCACUACCUGUUCGACGCCUGCGACAGAAACUCUGACCAAUUGUUGUCUUUCGAUGAAUUCAAAGCUGUCUGGCGGGAACUCGGCGAAUACAGCUCGAAGAGGGAAUUGAAAUACCUGUUCGACCGAUACGACCGCAACAGGGAGAGCAAAAUCACCAAGGAAGACCUGUGGCGGAUGGUCAAGCAGAACCUCAAAAGGACGGCCUGCCGGAAACAGCGGCAUUACCAACACGUCCCGUUCGAUGAAUUGUAACAAUGUAAUGGAGAAUAUACGACAAAUACUUUAAAACA
Messenger RNA from Cimex lectularius (bed bug), 787 nucleotides. RefSeq names its product calmodulin-like. The record is from RefSeq and is a predicted model, not a curated record. The transcript has 2 exons. Bases 147 to 749 code for a protein of 200 amino acids. NCBI's taxonomy places the organism in Eukaryota, Metazoa, Arthropoda, Insecta, Hemiptera, Cimicidae. Gene Ontology annotation, molecular function: calcium ion binding.